Vollenhovia emeryi is the source of this 1438-nucleotide messenger RNA. RefSeq lists its product as uncharacterized. The transcript has a single exon. Bases 42 to 1430 code for a protein of 462 amino acids. The record is from RefSeq and is a predicted model, not a curated record. Lineage: Eukaryota; Metazoa; Arthropoda; Insecta; Hymenoptera; Formicidae. Gene Ontology annotation, molecular function: nucleotide binding; DNA binding; DNA-directed DNA polymerase activity. Gene Ontology annotation, biological process: DNA replication.
AUAAUUUGAAAAUUACACGUUCAAAUUUUUCAAAGUUAUCGAUGGACGAUUUCAAUCUAUUGACGCGAAAGGGUGUCUUUCCGUACGAGUACGUUGAUUGCGUCGAAAAGUUGGAGGACGCGUGUUUACCACCGCGCGAAUCAUUUUACAGUUCCUUGACCGGUGACACAGUAUCCGAGAAUGAGUACGCGCACGCUGCGAACGUCUGGCGGCGGUUUGCCAUUCAAUCCUUGGGCGAGUACAGCGACCUGUAUUUGAAAACGGAUGUCAUGUUGUUGGCGGACAUUUUUGAAAAUUUCCGAGACAAAUGUAUCGAGAGUUAUGGUCUCGAUCCCGCGCAUUAUUACACAUUACCAGGAUUCACGUGGGACGCCAUGCUUAAACAUACGCGUAUAAACUUCGAACUCCUCACGGACAUUGAUAUGGUCAUGUUUAUCGAGCGUGGUAUACGCGGCGGCCUGAGCCAAUGCUCCGGUAGAAAUGCACAGGCUAACAACAAGUAUAUGCACUCGCAUGAUCCGUCGAAAGCUUCCUCAUACUUGAUGUACUUCGAUGUAAAUAAUCUAUAUGGAUGGGCAAUGUGUCAACCACUGCCAUACGCUGAAUUUCGCUGGGUUGACGAUGUUGCAGAUUUUGACUUUAGCGCGAUCGCCUCGGACUCGCCCACGGGUUACAUUCUCGAGGUCGAUCUCGAGUACCCGCAAAGUAUACACGACGAGCACACUGACCUACCGUUCUGUCCGACGCGUGAUAAGCCGCCCGGCAUGCGGCAGGCAAAACUUCUGGCGACUCUAUAUUGCAAGAAGCGUUACGUCAUUCACUAUCGAAACCUACAGCAAUGCACGCGUCAGGGUCUUCGCGUCACAAAUAUACAUCGCGUACUACAAUUCGCACAAUCCGCGUGGCUCCGCGAUUAUAUUGAACUAAAUACGCAAUUUAGAACGCUCGCCAAGAACGAUUUUGAGAAAAAUUUGUAUAAAUUGAUGAACAACGCAGUAUUCGGUAAAACUAUGAAAAAUGUACGAAAUCGCGUCGAUGUAAAAUUAAUAACUAAAUGGGAAGGACGACGCGGCGCGGAGGCAAUGAUCGCAAAACCAAAUUUCCAUAGCCGAAGCAUCUUUUCGGAAAAUCUGAUAGCCGUUGAAUUGCGCAAACUCGAGGUGAAAUUCAACAAGCCGAUCUACGUAGGUAUGUGCAUUCUCGACAUAUCUAAAAUCUGUUUGUAUGAAUUUCAUCACGAGUACAUGUUACCUUUAUAUAGCAACAGAUGUAAAAUUAUGUACACCGACACGGAUAGCCUUAUAUACCACAUCCAGUGCGAGGACGUGUACGAGACGAUGAAACGUGAUUUCAUAGAUUUGACACGAGCGAUUAUCCGACAGAUAACGCGUACGAUAUUCCACUUGUUAAUAAAAAAGUGCCAGGUUUAAUGAAAGAU